Macrosiphum euphorbiae (potato aphid) is the source of this 903-nucleotide messenger RNA. The record is from the annotation of a GenBank genome assembly. Lineage: Eukaryota; Metazoa; Arthropoda; Insecta; Hemiptera; Aphididae.
AUGUCUGGUAGCAUAUCUGGAGUGCAGGCAAGAUGUAAACAAGAAAAUAAUAAUAUAUUUUAUAUCCAUUGUUAUGCUCAUUGUUUAAAUUUAGCAUUGAUUGAUAGCAUUUGUGAAAAAUCUAAUACUAAAUCAGGCUUAAAAAAUAGUUCUCUUAUUUUUGACUUCCUCGGAACAGUUCAGUUUGUUUAUACUUUUUUAGAAAACAGUGCUAUUAGGCAUGCUGUAUUGGAAAACAUAGCAAAAGAGUCUGGCCAGCGGUUUUUAACUUUAAAAUCACUUUCAACUACCCGGUGGGCAUGCAGGGCUGAAGCUGUUUCUUCUAUUAAAAAAAAUUAUAAUAUUAUAUUGUCAGCUCUACAUAACAUUUGUGAUGACUGUACUAUACCAGAAAUUCGAGCAAAAGGUAAUGGUCUUUUUAAACAGUUGCAAACAUUUGAAUUUAUUUUCAGUUUAUGCAUGAUGGAACCUAUUUUGCAAAUGAUCUUAAUAGCAAGCAAGUCGUUACAGUCUUCAAAUUUGGAUUUGUUAACUGCUGUUCAACUGAUCAACUCAUUGAAAAAAUCUCUGAUUUCAAUGAGGAAUAGUGAACAGUAUGAUGAAACGUUUAAUAAAUGCCUGAAAAUAUAUAUAUUGAUAAAUGGAUUACAUUCAAGGUUCACUCAGGAAAGUCUUGAUAUGAUAAAUGCUGUAGGCAAUAUGAUAAGUUUAGAAAUACAUCAAACCAAUCUCUAUGAAGUACUACAAACAAUAUUCUUAAUCUCUCAUGAAGGACUUGUUGCUGAAUUAAGGAUUUUAAAAAGCGUUCCAAAUGGCUCAUCAACAAAAGCCGUUUACAAUUGGCUAGACUUUUUAAAAGAAAAUCAAAGACAAAAUGUAUUUCCAAAUUUUAAAAAGGUUUAA